CAAAAAUAGCAUGAAAUCAAACUGCAAAGACUUCUGGAUGUGUUUACAUGAGCUGAACUGGAAAAGUGCUAUGCAUUAGUUUCACACAACCAGGCUGUUCAGUUCUUAAAGCUGCUUGAAUUGAGUUCUUCACUGCUUUUAGUUUAUUUAGUUGACUUUUAAGAAAACACUUCAUAUUUUGGCAGAUAGCAAGCAACUUCCAGUGCAUGUGCAUCUGUAGGAUUGUUUCACCUGUUUAUGGUCCAGCAGAUGAACAUGCACAUGAUUUAAAGAAUCAUUAACUGAACUUUAAUACUUAGAGGAUUGUUUAGAUCCUUAACCAUCAUGUAUGAGCAGCAGUAAUAGUGUUAGACUGUAGGAUCAAAAAGCAUAUGCAGUCCCGGUCCCAGCAUGGUCUGACUCUCAAAAGAAUAAGGAGGAUGCCAUUAUAACCUGGGAAAGUACGGGAGAGACUGAAAGAGAGCGCAAGGGUGGAGACAGAGAUAGUGAAGCUGUGUGUACAGAAGCAGCGAUAUAAACAGGAGAUGCUGGAGAGAUAAGGAAAUUAAGGGAAAGGGCGCAGCUCAAAUAAACGCCCAAACAAACACACUCUUUUCUGUCUAAAACACCCCUCAUAAUGUCUGGGACGCAGACAGAGUGUCAGUGUCACGUCUCUCUCUCACAAAAGGACUCUACAGCAUUUGGCUUCUUGUAGAACCGCAUUCACUGGACAGCUUCUGAAAUACUGCAGAAUCGGCUCUGAAGGAUGCAAACCUCAACCGAGUGUGAGAGAACAUCUGAGAUCCUCUGGUGCUCUUGAUAACAUAGACAAGCUCUUCAGUGUGAGCCAUCACACAGAUGCUGUAGAAGUUCAAACUCGAUGUAGACUGAAUCGUACACCUGAAGCUACAGUGGAGAUUCUCAGAGGAGCUGCAUCAUUAGAAAAACCACCGUAUAAACAGUGCACUGCAUGUUCUUCUGCAUGUCCUUGAUGGUGCUGUGAAGGGAUUAUCUUUGUUUUGAAGUACGUGAAGACAUAUGGUUCUUCAUUUUUGGUCAUUUGUGGAAAUCUUGCUACAGCAAAACGGUGGAGGAGGUCAUGAUGCAACUACGAAUGGACACUGGUCAUUUUUAAUGAGGUAAACCAUUUCUGUUAAACUCCGAAGUAUAUUCAGGCUGGAUAUUUGCUCAUUGUGUUUAUUUGGAGAAGGGAGAGAACAAGGUUUACCACGCACGCAUCUUUUUGCACUUGCAUUUACUUUCCUCAAGUGCUUCAAGAGUAAAUCACCAAGAAUAUCCAAUGAAAGAAGCCGAAUCUUCUCUUCUCGACACCUCUUGGUCCUCCCUCGUAAAACACGCCCCUCUGCUCCGCCUCAACGCCCUUGACUUCUCCGACCUGUGGGAUGAUGAGGAUCUUGAGCUGGACAGCACUGAUGAAGACUCCUCCCAAACUUCGGCCAAUCAGAUUGCAGCCACACCCGUCCCCCCGCCUCCUCCCCCUUUGGCCCCGCCCCUCUCUGUAGCAUGUGAGUCGCCGCGGCCGUCAGGCUGUCGUACUCUGAGGCUCCACUGGAGCGCGCUGUUGAGUCUGCAGUCUUUGCCGAGAGUGGGCCGCUUUGGGCUUCAGUCGAUCUGGGCCGGUCUGGAGCCGGUUCAGCUAGACACCAAUAGACUGGAAUACCUGUUUGAGAGCAAAAGCAGCAACAGCAGCGCCCUCUGCAGUCUGAUGGGGGCACGACAGCAGAAGCAGCCGUGUGUGUCUGUUUUGUGUGUGAAGCGCAGUAACAUCAUCACUAUAGCUCUGAGCAGUCUGCCGCCGGUUCACCUGCUUCCUCCUGCCAUAUACAGCAUGGACAACACUGUACUGGACCGAGAAGACAUCCAGAGGUUACAGAUGCUGGUUCCCACUGAAGAGGAGCUGAAUCUGAUAAAGGAGGCGAAAGCUCAGGCCCCGCGGUCACCUCUGGGCCCCGCAGAGCAGUGUCUCCUGACCCUGGGCAGCGUUCCUCAUCUGAGUGCCAGACUGCAGCUCUGGGCCUUCACUCUGGACCACGACACACUGGAGAGAGAAAUCGCAGAGCCGCUCUUCCAUCUGAAGCUUGCCAUGGAGCAGCUGGCGGCCAAUCAGACGUUUCGCUGCAUACUUGCGACUGUGCUGGCCGUCGGCAACUUUCUGAACGGCUGUAAGGCGAAGGGGUUUGAGUUGAGUUACCUGGGCAAACUCUCUCAGGUGAGAGACACACACGGCCGGCAGCCUCUGCUUCAUCACGUUUGUGUGUUAUUGCUCCAGCUUUACCCACAAUCCUCUGAUCUGUACACCGACAUCACUGCUGUCACAAAAGCCAGCAAGUGUGACUACACACAAGUGCAGCUGAACCUCUCGCAGCUUGAAUCGCUUUGCAAAGCAUGCUGGGAUCAACUCCGACUACUUGAGAAGGAUGGGAAGAAGAAGAAAUGUGGAGGAAGAAAAGAGGAAGCUGGUGAAGAGGCAGCGCUCCAUCAGAGGCUUACACAGUUCCUGAAGGACUGUGAGGAGAGACUGAAGGUGCUCCGAGCCGUUCACCCGCAGAGUCAUCAACAGAUUCCACUCGUUCCUGCUGUUCCUGGGUUCGCGUACCAUGGUGAGAGAGACGAGUGCAGAGGUGUUGGUAAGACGGUCCAGUGA
Messenger RNA from Cyprinus carpio (common carp), 2644 nucleotides. RefSeq names its product FH1/FH2 domain-containing protein 1-like. Gene Ontology annotation, biological process: cortical actin cytoskeleton organization; actin filament network formation. The record is from RefSeq and is a predicted model, not a curated record. Gene Ontology annotation, cellular component: cytoplasm; cytoskeleton. Gene Ontology annotation, molecular function: actin filament binding. NCBI's taxonomy places the organism in Eukaryota, Metazoa, Chordata, Actinopteri, Cypriniformes, Cyprinidae. Bases 1280 to 2644 code for a protein of 454 amino acids. The transcript has 7 exons.